This is a messenger RNA of Talaromyces rugulosus, 303 nucleotides long. RefSeq lists its product as uncharacterized. The transcript has a single exon. Bases 1 to 303 code for a protein of 100 amino acids. The record is from RefSeq and is a predicted model, not a curated record. Lineage: Eukaryota; Fungi; Ascomycota; Eurotiomycetes; Eurotiales; Trichocomaceae.
AUGGCCGUCGCCAAAACAACUCUUAUCGAAGCAUGCAGACCCAGUACUUUCGCAGUGCGCGUCCUCGCAAUGAGUGUCAGAACAUACGGUGGAGGAGAUCUCGCAGUCGACGAAGCCAUCGCAAACAGAGGAGCAGUUGAAGGAGCAAGCGUCAUUUGUGCAGCAUGCUUCGUCCACAAUGCAAUUCGUGUCGCCGUUGUGUUCAGCUUCAUCACAAUGCCACUGAUCUGGUGGCAGCAGUGGCAUCUUCGUAGAGGAAUCGUCGAAAGCAUCCCAAUGACAGCCCAGGCAGAAACUGUCUAG